ACAAUGGCAUCGCCCUUUCCCCUGUGUGUGCCCCAUGCUGCACUGGGAAGCUCCUGUGUGUAGUUGCUGCCACAAGCUGCGUGUAGUUGUUGCUUUACACACAGUGAAUAGUCAUACAAAGCAGCUAAAGUCAUACCCUGCUGCCACCGACAUCUUAUGCCCAUCUCCUUCUGGUAGUUUUGCGCUUUCUUACGUGAAUAGAAGUGCAGCAACAGUAGCUCCAAGAUGGUUGAGAAGUUGUUGUUUUGGAGGGCAGGGGAGGCAGCCCUGGUGCUAUGUCCUGUGUGCGCCUGUAGUGGUGCUGUAGGAGGCUGCUGGCCUUUCUUACGAAGCGAGAGCCCAGCCUUCCCCGCCGCUGCUACUGCUGGAGAAUUAGAUAUUCAGGGAUUCCCUUCCGAAGCGCCGACCCCCCUGCACUUUUACUAUUAUUGUGUGUGGGGUUUUUUUUUUUUAAAUGCCCUCCACCUCCCACAAAUAUUAAUUGGUAUUGUGUACAUGUUAGUGGGGGCUCGCUUCGGAUAUUGAGUGAGAGAAACACAGCGCCCCCGGUCUACUCUUCGCUCGUAGCCGGCUGGGGAGGUCCUGCAAUCUGACAGCCAAACAGAAAAGGGGGGAGAAAGGAGGAGAAAAAAAAAGCAGCCUGAAAAGGGUAUCAUAUGCGCUGCACGAGGUGUCCAUGAGAAAGCUCCCUGAUACUGAUAUGGUGCACAAAGUUUAAAAUCAGCUGAUGUUCACAAGGAACAGAGUCACGUGAUGUAUGAAGGCAAACACAUACACUUUUCUGAGGUUGACAACAAGCCCCUUUGCUCCUAUAGCCCAAAGCUUUGUAAGCAGCGAAGACUCAAUGGUUACGCCUUCUGUAUACGCCACGUUCUUGAAGAUAAGACUGCACCUUUCAAGCAAUGUGAAUAUGUGGCCAAGUACAACAGCCAGCGUUGCACCAACCCCAUUCCCAAAUCUGAGGACCGUAGGUACUGCAAUAGCCAUCUACAGGUUCUCGGAUUUAUUCCAAAAAAGGAAAGGAAGAAAAAGAACGAUACGCUGGAAGAUGUAAAGGCCAAGCAUCAGAUGGAAACUAUGGCUUUUAGCCUUACGGUGCCCCCCUUGGCAUUAAAGAUGCCUAAUGGACUUGAUGGCAUGAAUCUCUCUCCCCCAGGGGCCAGACUUCCAAUUCACUACUUAGAAACUGACUUGGAAGAUCCUUUUGGUUUUGAGGAAGAGGAGGAAGAGCUAAAGAAAGGGGCAUCUGUGAAGAAAAAGCUCCAGAGCAAAUUGGCUCAAAACCGCCAGCGCCUAAGAGAGACGGAAAUUGUAAAUGUUCAUCAAGAGCACUUUAGCCCUCAUCCUGCACCUUCUCCACUUCAAUCUCCAUCUUUGCUGGAGCAGCACACACUUGUACAGCCAAUUUCAACAUUGCCGAAACCCACUGGGUUACCACAGAAUCUGGUCUGCAAGUCACCUCAACCUCUGAACACCAGCCAACCAGUACAGGGAGCAUCGACUGUCACACACACAGUAGCACAAACAAGGCAACAGUCUAGCAAGAAACCUUUUCCUGUCUUACCUCCCAUUACAGAAUUGCCACGGACUCACAGCAUCCAGUUGGCAGCCACAGCCUUACCAGCUUACUCCUCUUAUGUGAGCCGACUGCAGAGACUAGUAAAACUGUGCACACGAAAGCAGCAGCUGGAUACUGAUUUGUUCCCACAUUUUGGUCUGGACUGGUCAGAAGACAGUGGAGAAGAGCAGGACAGUGACCAAUCAUCCCCAUACCGCACUGCAUGGUCAUAUAGAGAGCGUUUUCGAUAUGACUGCAAAAAGCUGGAUAUUGAAGAAGCGCACAGUAGGAGCUCCAGGAUUGCACAACUUUGCACUUACUUUCAGCAAAAAUACAAGCACCUCUGCCGUCUGGAGCGAGCAGAAUCCUGUCAGAAAAAAUACAGACACACAUUCCGGAGAGCCUUACAGCAGGCUGCCCUCAGAAAGCCGGAGACCACAGGGCAGCUGCUUCAGGAACUGAGUAGAACCACAUGCAUAAGGACCAGGCCAUUUCAACCGGAGCUGAGAGGGACAGAAGUAACACUCUGCAGUGCAACUAUAAGCAACGGGGCAUGUAGGAACAGAACCCUCCCUUAUACGCGCAACUGCUUUCAACAUAUCUUGUCCAACAGCUCCCAGCAGCUUUUCUCUAGUUGCACAGCAAAGUUUGCAGAUGGCCAGCAAUGUUCUGUGCCUGUUUUUGAUAUUACACAUCAGACUCCUUUGUGUGAAGAACAUGCCAAGAAAAUGGAUAACUUCUUGCGAGGGGACAAUUCGCGUAAGGUUCAGCACCAGCAACAAAGGAAACCCAGGAAAAAGACCAAACCCCCUGCACUUACCAAAAAAAACAAGAAGAAAAGGAGGCGAGGUCCACGACGGCCUCAGAAACCUAUUCCACCUGCUGUGCCCCAGGGCAAUCUAUGUAUGCCCAGCAGCCUUUCACUGCCAGUGGAAGUCUCCAGUAUAAGGAGUCCUUCCACACCAGACCUGAGCACAGAAGAGCUGCCUGAUGACAUCACUAAUGAGAUUACUGACAUUCCCCAUGACUUAGAACUCAAUCAGGAGGACUUCUCAGAUGUUCUGCCACGUCUGCCUGAUGAUUUACAAGAUUUUGACUUCUUCGAAGGUGGUAAGAAUGGCGAUCUUCUUCCUACUACAGAAGAAGCUGAAGAGUUGGAGAGGGCCCUGCAAGCAGUUACAUCUCUGGAAUGCUUAAGCUCAAUAGCAGUACUAACUCAAGCUGACAAUUCAACUGUCCAAGACCUGUCAGAUCGUGGGAUAUCGGUGUUCUCAACAGGUUCUGGUGGUUCAGUAAUACAAUCCUUGAGUCGAGAAGAUCACACAGACCUUGGGGAUCUACUCAAUGGGCGUAUAGGUCAUGAUAACUUCAGCAGUCUCGAACUGGACGAGAACCUACUUGGUUCCACUACCUUAUCCUGCCCAUCGGCAACCCUGACUGGACGUAUUCAGGGGCAGUUCUCAUCACCUGCCAAUGUUGGCCUUAGUUCUGCCACUUUAAUAAGCCAGAGCUCACUUGAAGAGAGAACUUUACCGUGUACAUUUCAUGGUCUUCAUGAAGGUAACUGUGCACCACAGAGGACACUCCAGGCAGAGAUCUUAAGCAAAGCAGAUGAUUUAAUCAUCUCACAGCAGCAAUACAAUAGUGACCAUUCACAUUCUUCACCCCAAGGAAGCCAUUAUGACAGCGAGCAUGUUCCCUCUCCUUACAGUGACCAAAUUACAUCCCCACAUGCCACCUCCUAUUCUGCUGACAGUUUGUCUGCUACCUUUUCUUCAGAUGUACCUAUUAUUACACAGCACUUACUAACCACCCAGCUGGAUAUGCCUCUCAGUGCAGUGGUGAACCGAACUCACUGGGGAAAUCUACCUGUCAAUCUUAAUGAUCCAUCAGGUUUUAGUGCAUUCAUCACUUCUGAUGGACACCUGCUUUCAACAUCUUUGUGUACCCCUCUUGCUACUUCUCAUUUAGAGACAACACAGCCUACCUUCUCCACUGUGACCCCCAAUAGCUCUAAUAUGCUUCCAGGGUUGCCGCAGACCAGCUUUAGUGGCCUAAGCCCCCCAGCUUCUGAACUCAUGGACUCUGCAUCCCUCAAACACCAGCUCCCUCAGUUCAUUGCAGCAUUUGGCCAUCAGCUGACCUCUCACAGUGGCAUCCCCAAAGACCUUCAACCCAGCCAUAGUUGCGUUGCUCCUCCCACAGGAUUUUCUGUAACAGGUGCCACAGCUACAACUACCACCAACGCUUCCUCCUCAUUUGCAGGUCCUAACUAAGUACGUUUCAUAAUUGGAUGGAAGCUUAAUUCCCCUGUAAAUUAUUACGUGUUGCUCUUUCAUUCCUUCUGGAAUAUUUGUUCCCUCCUAACACAAUAUUGCAGAAUGGAGUAAUUGUUCUCUGCACUGUAUUUUUUGUGCUUUGCCAGCACUGGUGCUCCUAAUAUUUGUCUAGGUCCACUUCUUUCACCAUAUUUCUCUUCAGCAGAGUGACAUGGGGUUCUGACAUAUUGCCUGCUUAUUCCAGGGAACAUACAUUUGUUUCAUUUACUACCUGCUCCAUAUACUAUGGCUUUACCUAGGAGAUGGAAAUGAUUAGUGACCGCAGGGCAAAUUUAGCAACCGUUGCAGGGAAAACAAAUAUAAUUGGAAAGCUGUACAAUUCCGCAACUCUGCAUUCUUUGAAAUGAUUUGUUGCAGUACAAACCAAGAGUAAUUUCCUGUAUCUGUCCAGCAGUUUUGAUAUUGUGAAUUUGUGUGUGUGUGUGUGUGUUAUCUGAAUUGUGGAGCCCUGCAGAACACUUGGCAAAUAAUGUUGGCACUAUUUUCCCUUUCAAAGGCAUCCAUUCCUUUCUCUGUUUUUGCCUUAAAAUGACUUUGGAUCAUACCUCGGAGUAAACAUUAAGGCUAAAGAUCAGAGGAGACGGUAUCACUACGUUUAUAUCACGCAGUGCUAGUCUGGGACAAAUAAAUAAAAAGCAACAGUAUUCUUCUGUGAUGUUUUAAUUAUGGCUUAGAACAAGUUUCCCUUUUUCUUUCCAUCUUCAUCUUCAUUAUUUGUUUUAUUCUUAACUAUGAUUGACAACCUUGGCAUGGUGUUGGAUGCUACAGUUUCAGUAAGAAUAAACAAAGCUAGGUUAAGCUCAAUUGUAGUUUAAUGUAUACCUUAUUUUAAAAAUAGUAAAGUAAAAAUGUUCAGAUUUUUUAUAUUUAGCAUCUAUUCCCACCUUAAAGGCAAGGUUUAAUUCACAAUAAGGUUAAAAAUAUAUAAAAUAGAUAUAUAAAAGCUUCUUUGUAGCAGUCACCCUAACAUAAUAAUGGUAAUAUCCAGUACAAGCCAAACCCCCUAUGCAAGCCAACAUUUGAUCAUGGUUUUACAAUGGUUUGUCUGUUACUGUAGUAUUGUGCUCAGAUGGUCUGUGACAGCCAUGGAGAGUACAGCCUAGGACUCACUACAACUGGUCCCCAUUCUAGACCCCCACUCAGUCAUUUGGGUUCCAGUUUGGUAAGCCUUUGCAUUAAAGUAAAGUAAGCGAUUUUGUGCAAUAAUUAUUCAUGUGGUGUUCUGCACACAAAGGAGCUUAUUUAUUAACACUGGAGACAAACAUCACUGGUGAUAUUGCCCAUAGCAACCUAUCCGUUCUUUGCAUUUGUUUUCUUAAGGUGGCCAUACACGGCCAGAUUAAAGUUGCAGAUAUCGGUCCUUUAGACAAUUUUUGGCAGCGUUUCUGCCCAUGUGUGAGGGCUCCCAUUGGGUCCUCCCGAUCGAUAUCAGGCCAAAAAUCGGGCAGAUAUCGAUCUGUCAAGUUUGAUUUUUUUGUAUGAUCCAGGACUGCAUCAGCGGUCCUGCGACCCGUCGGAGCCCAUUCGUAGUAUUGUGAUCCAAUCGUUCGGCCCUGGUUCGGAUUCAUCUGGUAUCGCCCAGCUGUUUGUGGGCAUAUCGGGUUAAGAUCCACUCAUUUGGUGACCUUGCCAAACAAGCGGAUCUUAUAGUGUAUGGCCACCUUAACUUGUAGCUAAUGUUUCAAAUCUAAUCUCUGAUUAUUUGCUAUGGGCAACGUCGCCUACAAGUUAGAGAACAAACACAAAAAGCUGAUUGGUUGCUAUGGGCAGCAUCACCAGUGAUGUUUGUCUCCAAUGUUAAUAAAUACACCUGUAAGUGUAGCAGUCAAAUGUCUGGAGGCAGCA
Xenopus laevis (African clawed frog) is the source of this 5742-nucleotide messenger RNA. It is a transcript of the gene ino80d.S, whose product is annotated as INO80 complex subunit D S homeolog. The record is from RefSeq and is a predicted model, not a curated record. The transcript has 11 exons. The coding region runs from base 754 to 3834 and encodes 1026 amino acids. Lineage: Eukaryota; Metazoa; Chordata; Amphibia; Anura; Pipidae.